UUCGGAAAACAUAAACAAACAAGUCGAUAAGCAAAACAUGUCUUUUAAUAUUAGAGAGAAGCUAGAUAUUGCCGAAAAUAAGCUAAAAUUACGUCAUCAAGACACUUCGGAAAGUGGAAAGGGCACUGUCGAAAAACGCACAACCUCGGAGUACUGUGAAAAGUUGCAGGGGUGGAUGUGGCAGUACUACACUGCAAAUGUGAACUGGCAAAGUUGGCUGGCAGUGUCUGCUCCUCCGUAUUUUGCACCGCAACCAUUCACAGCACCCGUCUGGCCAGCGGAUUUCCCAAAUUUUGAUGCCCAGAACUGGUAUAAUAAUCCAUUCGGACUCCCCUUAACGCCGUAUCCACCCGCCAUCCCCGCGGCUGGAAUUCCGCCAGGGGAAACGGCUGGGAAUGGUGCUGUGGCCACUUCAGUACCAGCGCAACAACAACCACAACAGAACGGCAAUGCACAACGGCCAGGUCGAGAAUACGGUAUUCCCUCUCCUCUUCAAAGGUUCAUGGCUGAAAUUGUGGAUUUCUUCAUUCUGUUCUUCAUCAAAGCAACCAUUAUUCUCAGCAUCAUGCAUCUGAGUGGGAUGAAGGACAUUUCCAAGUUUGCCAUGCAUUUCAUUGUGGAGGAAAUAGAUGAAGACACGUCCAUGGAGGAACUCCAGAAGAUGAUGCUGGUCGCCCUGGUCUACCGGAUAUUAGUUUGUUUCUAUGAGAUUGUGUGCAUUUGGGGAGCAGGGGGCGCCACUCCAGGGAAGUUUCUCAUUGGUCUCAGAGUGGUCAGCUGUGAUUCCUCUGUCCUGGUUCAACCCAACCGGGUCCUUGUGGUGCCUGCCACUAACGUUAGUCUCUCUGCGUCAACAGUCCGAGCCUUGAACAAAAACUUCUCCAUUGCCUUCUUGUUCCCGGCCUUCAUCACAGUCUUCUUCUUCCAGCACAACAGGACUGUGUAUGACAUGGUGGCUAGCACUAUCGUUGUCAAGCGCACCGGAGCCAGAUGACCAUUCUGAUUGGUUAAGGCCUGGCUGGGACUGGCUACGAUUUUAUUUGAAGAGGUACAUGUUGCUAUCGACCCUCCGGUACAGAGGUGGCUGGUGAGGGGAGGACGUCUCAUAAUAAUGGCUGGAAUUGAUUGAAUGGAAUUGUAUCACAUGGAAACCAUAAAUUCCGUUCCAUCCAUUACUAUGAGUCCAUCCUCCGAUUGAAAGUGUCACCACAGCUCCAGUACUAAGGCAGCCUAGUGUCACUAGGCUUUGGGGAGACAACAGAACUGGGAACCACUCUGCAAUAACAAUGAGGGGGAAAAAGCUCUGCAUAAGGCUUAGGACAGAAAAUACAGUAUGACAUCAUCAGUAACUAGGUCCCUCUCACAGCUCUUGUAUGUGAUGUCAGAGUUUGUUUCUCAACUACUGUACUCUGGUUUUGUUUUUGUGACAAAUCUGUGGAAUAGAUUCUACCCUUUUUGAUUUGUGCAAUGGUAGUAUGUAAAUUAGCACCCAAUCAGUUAGAAAGCACUGAGGAAUCAACGUAACCAUUUUUUUCAGGAAAUGUUAUUAAAUGUUUUAAUUGAAUUGCCUUUGGAUUUUCAUUUAAUAAUUUUGAAAUCCAAUCUUCAAUUCAUUUUCUAAGAUAAGGAAGUGGAAGAUGAGAACAGUUAUUUAGUUGUUUUAGCCUAUCAGCAUAUUGAUGCAGUUUUAUUAUUUGGCUUAUCUUAAGAUAUUGCUUGGUAACAUUCCAAUACUCCUAGAAUCACAACAUGCUAAUGUUUUGGUUGACAUUUCCCUCGGGUCUAUGGGUAGAUUAUUGUCUAAUCAUUACCUGGUUACAACUAGACACUACUUUGGUUGUUGUCAUCAGACUAGAAACAUUGAUUUAUUUUAGACCUGUUAACGUAACAGAACACCUGGGCUGAUUCAGUAUAGACUUUCAGGUGUAUUAUCUCCAUGCUCAAGAGGAUAUGACAUGUGUUUCAGUUAAUAUACUAUCUGAUCUAACAUGAAAAACACAUUUGUUGCUUAGUACUGUAUUUAUGUUUGGAAUUUCAGUCGUAAUUGAAUGGCUCUCUAAAUGAUUCCUUGUACUUUGUAACAUGAGAUACUGUACCAAAUACCAGAAAGUUGGAGUGAGUUGCAUGUAGUUCUCCAUCACUUCAUUAAGCUAUUUUACCACAGUCUGUAUUGAUAUAGUAGCAUUUUGACAUUAUUUUUGACAUACUCAACAAGUAUUUAGGGGGAUCUUAAUGAUUGGUUUAAUCUUAUAGAUGUACCCAUGACCACCAAACUUGUCACCAUGUCCAAUUUAGCCACUGAGAUUGAAACAUUUUGAGUGCUUCAAGCUGACAAUAUUAUGAAUUGUCUGUCACAGUAAAUACUUCUACCAUAUGGGGUGCCAAUAGGGUUUCAAUUCAGGUAAUUUUUCAAAUAUUCCCAGGUUUUCCAGAAAUCCCAGUUUGAAGAUUCCUGAAUUCUGAAGGGAAUAUGCAAGAAAUCCAGAACCCUUUGGCAGGAUUUCUGGAAAGCCCGGUGAAUACCUGAGUAUUGAAAGCAGAUGUAGUAUCACUUUUUCAGAAUUGGAUGUCAGCUAACUAUGAUUCUCAUUUCUGUUGCUGUUGUUUUAAGUCCAAAGUGACAAAAUCACCUGUCUUCCUAAUGUUACCUUUCCAUGGUUGUCAAUUUAAAAUAUUUGCCUUGA
This is a messenger RNA of Coregonus clupeaformis (lake whitefish), 2684 nucleotides long. RefSeq names its product protein FAM8A1-like. The record is from RefSeq and is a predicted model, not a curated record. The transcript is spliced from 5 exons. The coding region runs from base 38 to 994 and encodes 318 amino acids. Lineage: Eukaryota; Metazoa; Chordata; Actinopteri; Salmoniformes; Salmonidae.